Messenger RNA from Aegilops tauschii subsp. strangulata, 651 nucleotides. NCBI's taxonomy places the organism in Eukaryota, Viridiplantae, Streptophyta, Magnoliopsida, Poales, Poaceae. The record is from RefSeq and is a predicted model, not a curated record.
AUGUCGAGGAGCAUCGUCUGGCGUGAGGGGGAGAGCCGAGGUGGCCGGAAGCGCUCGGCCGUGGGCGGCUAUAGUGCCAGAGCGCACUGUAGCGCGCUCAAGAGCGUGCAAACGGCUGGCAUGGCCAUUUUUUUAGGCCAGACGGCAAAGAGGUUUGACCUAACAAAAAAGGUCAGCUCCCGUGCCCGCGCCCCGCCCCUUUUUCUCUCCCCUCUGUCUCUCUCCCCUCACUGCGCCGUCCCCGUGAUCGAGCCGCCCCCGCCGCUGACCCCCACCGCCCCGCCGCCGCCGACCCCCACCGCCCCGCCACCCCCGACCCCCACCGCCUCGACCCCCAAGGUCGCCCGCCGCCCCGCCGCUCAGGCCGUUCGCCGCCCCGGCGCCACCCCACCCGGCGCCGCUCCGCCCUCCGCCGCCCAGCGCCUCUCCAUCCAGCUGCCGCCUACCGCCCGCCGCCACCCGUCGCUGCUCCGCCCCCUGGUGUUGACGGAUGGCGGGCACGGGUCGAGAGCGCUCCGAGCCUGCUUCCUCGGCGCGUGCUGGGAGGGGUGCUAUUAUUCCACCCCGACACCUUCGGAGAGCGCUGGUAGACAGCAUGACGACAUCGGCGGGCGCUUCUUCUUCGGCCGGGAGAGGUCGGGGGAAGCCUAG